UGCUGCAGUGGAAUGCGUGAAUUCGUCCGUGGUAUUUAGGUGUUUUGCUAUUUUCUCUCGCAGAAAAAGUUUGCAACCCAACCAGAAAUACUUCCGUUUGGGGUUACAUCUCGCGGUACAUAUUCGUGGUGGUGUAUACAUUCAGUUAUACCAUGGUUCUAACGCGUGUAUUCCGUGCCGUCGGUCGUACGACCUUGCUGGAUGCAGCCAGUGGGGGCCAACAACGGGGACAGCAGCUGGUUCGACUGCCGCUGCGUCGCAAGUACACUUAUCGCAGCGGUGCCUUGAAACCGAUGCCCGAAAUCACACCGUUCGGAUUGUUCGGCAUUAUCUGUACGGUCAUACCGGGUCUACUGAUUGGGGCCACCAUCAGCAAGAACAUGGCCAACUUUCUCGAGGAAAACGAUCUGUUUGUGCCGUCGGAUGAUGAUGAUGAUGACGAUUAAAAAAAUGCGAGCUGUCCAUACUACCGUAGCCGUUCCGUGGCAUUUGGGUAGGAUCGAUAUUUUUAGAAUCGAACAAUUCUUCACGCCGAACGCCGGUGUAAAUAAUUCUAACAAUGUUUCAACCUUUUACCGUUGCGCGAUUCCCGCUUCCCUAUAGUGUAGCGAACGAAUGGAGGAACGAGUCUUGUUAAUAGGAUGUUAAACGAAGCUAUUACUCUUUGCUUGGAAUUGUUUCCCCAACGUAGUUAACUCUUCCAAUCAGCGUUAAGUGUACACUGUUACGAAAAAGCGGUUUAAAUGCAAAAGUUGCAGGACGAUUCCUCCACACGCCCACACCAAACGCACCAGUGAUAUUCCGGAGAAAAAUCCGCGCCCCAUUAAUGGUU
Messenger RNA from Anopheles moucheti, 832 nucleotides. RefSeq names its product essential MCU regulator, mitochondrial (gene EMRE). The record is from RefSeq and is a predicted model, not a curated record. Gene Ontology annotation, biological process: mitochondrial calcium ion homeostasis; calcium import into the mitochondrion. Bases 153 to 446 code for a protein of 97 amino acids. The transcript is spliced from 2 exons. NCBI's taxonomy places the organism in Eukaryota, Metazoa, Arthropoda, Insecta, Diptera, Culicidae. Gene Ontology annotation, cellular component: mitochondrial inner membrane; uniplex complex.